This is a messenger RNA of Sodiomyces alkalinus F11, 5081 nucleotides long. Its product is annotated as ABC transporter. Bases 431 to 5035 code for a protein of 1534 amino acids. The record is from RefSeq and is a predicted model, not a curated record. Lineage: Eukaryota; Fungi; Ascomycota; Sordariomycetes; Glomerellales; Plectosphaerellaceae. Gene Ontology annotation, molecular function: ATP binding; ABC-type peptide transporter activity; ATP hydrolysis activity. Gene Ontology annotation, biological process: transmembrane transport. Gene Ontology annotation, cellular component: fungal-type vacuole; membrane. The transcript has a single exon.
CUUUUAUUCUUCCCCUAUCCCGAAUUUGAGCCUCACUUGCCCCUGAACUUCCGCUGUUGUCGUUCUUCAGCAAUCUCGCAUCAACAAAAUGGUUCGCGACGUGCUGCGUUGUUACUAGGUACCCUGGACACUGUCCCGCCCAAUGCACGUGCAUGGUCAUGUGCUCUCAAUUCUCACUUUCCGCCCCCGCCACCACAUAAAUCAUAAGUUCAGCCCCCUGCCAAAGUCAAAGCUUCCAUGGCUUGAUGUGAAGCCGUAAAGCACAAAACAACAGUCUCGCAAACACAUCAACUUCUCAAGUACCGAGUACAGCUGGUCAAGUCGUGUCCGCUAUCCACAAUGUCAUGACUUUAGGACAUGGACGGCGACCUUGGUGAAUGGAAGUGGGUGAAAGUUGAAGCCUCCCUCCCAUCACCCACCACCCAUCACCAUGAAUCCGUUCCCCCAGGACCAACAGACCUUCCCAUCCAUGGCUGACGGGACUGCCGAUUCGGAGCUGUUCGCUUUUACCAAUUCGAAACAUGGCGCCCUACAUCAGAUCACCUGGGGUCCCAAUCUCCAGAUUCUCCACCGUCUUAACGGGUCCUCUGACUCCUCCCGUUCCCUCUCAUCACCUCGACCUCAGCAUCGGUCCCCUGGUUUCGUCCCCAGCACCGACUCGCAGUUGGCCAGCAUCAACGUCGACUACGUCGCUAUCGCCCAAGCCGCUAUCGCCGUCUUCCUCCUUCUGGCCGUUAUUCUACGGCCCAUCUGCCCUCCAGCCCCUCAGUGGUGUAGUCCUUUUGCCAAGGAAGAAGUGGAAGAAGCACAAGACCAAGAAGAAGAGGACGACUCCGACGACUCUGGCCCUGGAUCACGCCGCUGGACCGUUCGGACUUUUUGGAUCGUCCAUCUGGCAGUCGUUGCCAUUGUCGGUCUCGCAGUCAGCCUGACUUCCGUCCUGCUACCGCCUCAGGACCCCAUCAAGCUGAUCCACUUGAUCCCAUGGCUCAUUGCUGCCCUCAUCACCGCCGUUCAGCGCCCGACAAAGACCCCCAAGACUCUCUUGGCUCUUUACACCAACGUCUUUGCCUGCCACCUGGCUCUCCUCGAGGCCUCUAGGAGGGCCCUCGAGCCUCUGGACCCGCUUACCGUCGUCCGUACCAUCCUCUCCUUUGCUGCCCUAGUCGCCGUCCUCCUGAUGCCCAUGAGAGACCCGAAUCUCCCGGCGAAAGGAAUCGCACAUGCAGCCGAUGUGCCCACGCGGGACUGCCGAAGCCCUGAAGACAACUUGAGUCUGUGGCAAUUCAUGACCGUCUCCUGGAUGAGUCCGCUGAUCGCUCGGGGUACCAAGACGCAGCUGCACGACGAGGAUGUCUGGCAGCUGCCCUACGAAUUCCAGCACAGCAGGCUGCACAUGCUCUUUCGGGAUUUGCAGGGUACGGUGAUGAAAAGGCUUUUCCUGGCUAACGGCCUGGACCUUGUCACCAUCUGUCACCUCGGCCUUCUCGAGUCGGCUGCCAACUUGUCCGUCCCUCUGUUGUUGAAAAGGCUUCUCCAGUCCAUCCAGGCCGGGCCCCAUCACACGGAAGCCUCGCUCCUCUUCGCCGCAGCCAUCCUUGCCGCGCGUCUCGUUGCUUGCCAGUCAUCCGUCUUUACCCUCUGGUUCUCUCGACGGUGCUAUGAGCGAUCUCGCGGCGAGAUGAUCACGACCAUUUACGCCAAGACCCUCUCCCGCAAAUCUUUCGGACAACAACCCCCGCCCAACCAUCCGUCCACCACCACCACCACCACCGCCCCAGAAAAGGCGUCGCAGCAGCCCGCAACGACCGGCAAGAUCCUCAACCUCAUGCGCAGCGACGUGUACGAAGUCGCCCAGCGAUUCUGGGAUUUCCCCCAGCUCGUCACCCGGCCCCUCCAGUUCGUCUUGUCCUUCGCUCUCGUCUGGCAGCUCCUCGGCUGGCCCUGCCUCCUCGGCCUCGCCUGCGUCACCCUCGCCCAGGCCCUGCACGGGCUCGUCAUCCGACGGCUCAUCGCGUCGGAACGUCUCCGCAGGAUCGCCACCGACGACCGCCUGCAGGCCACCUCGCAGUUCGUCGAAGGGAUCCGCCACCUCCGCUGGUACGACUGGCAGUCCAAGUGGCUCGACCGCAUCGCCGGCACCAGGCAGCGCGAGCUCGACCAGCGAAUCGUCACGGGCCUCUGGCGAGUCGCCAUCUCCACCGUCAACGUCGCUUCGGCCACCUUGUUCCCCGUCGCCACCUUCUUCGCCUACACUUUCAUCGCGGGCCGAACUCUCCGGGUCGAAGUGGCGUUCCCUGCUCUCCAACUCUUCACCAUGCUCGAAUCCAGCUUCAAGGAACUGCCCAAUCUGAUCACCGUUCUGUUGAAUGCGUCGGUCGCCAUGGACCGGAUCGAACAGUUCAUGACGGAGCCCGACAAGGACGAACCUGCAACGGACGGAUCGGGCCAGGCGGCGAGGACCCCCGGCAUCGAAUUCAGGAACGCCUGGUACAAGUGGCCUGGCACAGAUGUUCCGGUACUGCGAGACCUCUGCCUCGAUUUUCCCCCUGGCCUCAGCGUCGUAUUCGGAAAAGUCGGAUCCGGCAAGUCGGCCCUGCUCCAAGCCAUGCUAGGGGAACUCGACCACGUCAGGGGCGAUGCCUCCCUGCCGAACGAUGCGGUGGGCUACUGCGCCCAGCUCCCUUGGCUUCAGCACAUGAGCAUCCGAGACAACAUUCUUUUCUCGGCGCCCUACGACCCGGGCCGGUACGCACGCGUCCUCGACGCCUGCGCGCUUCGGCCCGACCUGGCCAGCUUCAAGCACGGGGACCUGUCGGACAUGGGGGAGAACGGGAUAGGCCUGUCGGGCGGACAAAGGGCACGCGUCGCCCUCGCCAGGGCCGUGUACAGCUACUCGCGCGUCUUGUUGCUCGAUGAUCCCCUCGCGGCCCUGGACCACAACACGGCCGAGUCGAUCGUCCAGAAGCUUUUCAGGGGUCCUCUGGUCGAGGGUCGUACGGUUGUCCUUGUUACGCAUCGGGUCGAUCUGUGUCUUCACCUGGCGAAUCGGUUGGUCGAGUUGGAAGACGGCUGGGCUCGCGUCCUCGAUUCCGACGAGGCGUCCAGGGAGGUGGCCAAGUUUCUACGACGGGAGGAACGAGAAGAAGUUGCUGCUGCUGCUGCUGCUCCUGCUGCUUCGACCGCCCACGACGAUCAACGGCCAUCGGGACUGGAUGACAACCAAGAGGAGGAGGAGGAGGAGGAGGAGAAAACGGUGCCUGACAAAUUCAUCGAGGAGGAGCACCGCCGCGACGGUGGGGUCAUGCUCUCCGUCUACUGGACGUACAUCAAGGCCGGAAAGCUGAGGUGGUGGGCGGCUUUGAUCGUUGUCUUCGGUCUCUACCGUUUCGGCAGUCUUCUCAACUACUGGUUCCUCAAGGCAUGGGGCGAAGCCUAUCGACCAACAACUGCGUCGGCAUCCGCGUAUGCCUCUCCCUCGGGCUCCUUUGUCGGCCAUCUGUUUGACCGGCUCCCCAACCCCGAGAGCGAUCUCCGGCCGUGGCUCCUCACAUACCUCGGCAUCGCGCUCGGCCAGACGCUCGUCUUCGCAACGUCGGAGGGACUCCUCCUCGUCAUGGUGUACCAAGCGGCGAAGCACCUCUUCAUGCGCGUCAUCGACCGCGUGAGCUCGGCGACGUUCCGGUUCUACGACGUCACCCCCGUCGGGCGGCUGAUGAACCGGCUCGUCUCGGACAUUGGCAUGAUCGACGGCGGCAUCAUGGGACCGCUUCAACAGGUGGCCUGGUGGGGUCUCGCGUGGUUAUCGAGCAUGGUCGUCAUCGCCUCGGUCACGCCGGCGUUUCUGCUAUUCUCCACCGCCAUGACCGUCUGGUUCGUCUACAUCUUCACGCGGUUCCUCCCCACGUCGCAAAGCCUACGGCGACUCGAGAUGGUCUCGCUGAGCCCCCUCAUGUCGAAUUUCGGGAUCCUCCUCGACGGCCUGGCGACGAUCCGGGCGUUCAAGGCGCAACCGCACUUCCAGGACCGGAACAUCGCCGUCACGGACGCGUUCCAGAAGAUGGACCAUUUCUACUGGAGCCUCCAGGCCUGGCUGAUGUACCGCUUCGACGCGCUCUCGGCGUUUUCGACGUUCGCCCUCACCCUCCUCGCCCUGUACGAGGGCUUGUCGCCGGGCCUGACGGCUUUCGUGCUGACGACGGCGUCGCAGUUCGUCGAGGCGACGCACAACCUCUGCAAGCAGUACGGGACCCUGCAGAUGGACUUUGUGUCGGUGGAGCGCGUCAUCGAGCUGCUCUCCCUACCCCGGGAACCGCAGGGCGACGUGACCCCGCCGGCGACCUGGCCGACGAAGGAAGACGACAUUGUGUUCGACAACGUCACGCUGCGGUACGCGGAGCACCUGGACCCGUCCCUCGCCGAGGCGUCCUUCCGGAUCCCGGGCGGUUCGACGUGCGCCGUGCUCGGGCGGACGGGAUCGGGGAAAUCGACGCUGGCGCUGUCCCUCCUCGCCGCGGUGCAUCCGUCGCGAACGCGACGUGAAGGCAGCAUCCGCGUCGGCGGCGUGAGGCUCUCGGAGGUGAACGUGCACGCCUGGCGGCAGCGCGUCAGCUUCGUGGCGCAGGACCCGGUGCUCUUCCCCGGCACGCUGAGGGAGAACCUCGACCCGCUCGGGCACUUUGCGGACGAGGAGUGCGCGGCGGUGCUGCGGCGCGUGCUGGGCGCUGGGUGGGAGCUGGGUGCGCGGGUCGACGGCGGGGGGCGGAACCUCAGCCAGGGCCAGCGGCAGCUCGUGGGGAUCGGGAGGGCGGUGUUGAGGCGGAGUCCGGUGGUGGUGCUGGAUGAGGCGACGGCGUCGAUUGACAAGGAGACGGCGGCUCGGGUGCAGGAGGUGUUGAGGGAGGAGUUGCGGACGAGCACGGUGGUUACGAUUGCGCAUCGGCUGGAGGCGGUGAGGGGGGCGGAUUACUACUUGAGGCUGGAUGGUGGGCGGGUUGUCGAGCAGGGUCCGGCGGAGAACCUGGGCUGUUUGUGAUAUUCAUCCCGAGGCUCCUGUAGCUUGCCUGGCUUUGGCCCGCAGC